Aethalodelphis obliquidens (Pacific white-sided dolphin) is the source of this 6533-nucleotide messenger RNA. RefSeq lists its product as uncharacterized. NCBI's taxonomy places the organism in Eukaryota, Metazoa, Chordata, Mammalia, Artiodactyla, Delphinidae. The coding region runs from base 5287 to 6225 and encodes 312 amino acids. The transcript has 2 exons. The record is from RefSeq and is a predicted model, not a curated record.
CGGCCUCUCACAGGGACGUUCGUCUCGGCCUUCACCGUGCUGUGUGGCGCCCGCACUGACCUCCCGGACAGGCACGUGUGCUGCGUCUUCUGGCUGAACAUCGCCGCGGCCCUCAUCCAGAUGCUCACGGCCAUCGUCAUGGUGGGCUGGAUUAUGAGCAUCUUCUGGGGCAUGGACAUGGUCAUCCUCGCCAGCUACAAGGAGCAGGGCAUCCCACAGCAGCUGUGAGCCCGGGCGAGCCACUGAGAAGCCCGGUGUCCCGGAGGGCCACGUCAGGCAGAGGCGGGCACGGGGUCUUCACAUAUUCUCUUCUGCCGCUUCCCGGGUUUGGAGUGGAAAGAGGGGACUUAAAAAUAUUAUUUAUUUUGAAAACGCAUCUGCUUCUCUCAGCAGGCUCUAAGGGCUACCAGCUCCUCCCGCUGCUCCAGAAAGCCCUGUAGUGCAGACACACAGAGCAUCUGGGUUGGGUGGGGAGUGGGAUGGAAAUGGGAAUGCCUAGAGAGAGGCAGGAGCGCCCCGGCUCGGCCCGCUUCGCGUCACCCGCCGCCCACUGCGAGGGCACGAGGGGCCGCCAGUCCAGGCAGCAGUGGCCCUGUCCAGAUGAGCAGGGCUCGUCAAGGGGCAGGACUGCAGUGGACACCUCCUCCGGGUCCCCAGCCCCUGCCAGAUUGGUCUCCUGGGGGCAGCGGGAGUGAGGAUGGACAGACUCCAGCCCAGCGUGGAAAGGCCUGCUGUGCCCUCAGCUGUCAGGGGGACAGAUCUCCGCAGGUGUCUGCUGACCCUAAUCGCAGCCCUCACCUCCUCGCCCCUGAAAUCUCCAGGCCUGGGUGUGUUUGACCUUUGUUUCCCUGGGAAGGAGGGCAGUGGCUCCAUUCCCGGGGCGAAACUGCUGGAAUUGCCUGAUGUUCAUACACAAAUUUACCAACCCAGGUUUGCAUGGGCAGCCUUUCCCGUUAUACUUAACACCAUUUGGGGUCCACACCCCUUUUUCUGAAAUCCUUGGGGCCAAAUGGGUCUCUGACCUGACAAAUUUUGGAUCUGAGGAGGAGGAUAAGAGAUGUUUGCCAUACAUUUCCUUACAGCCCGGCAGAGUCUGGAACAGCUCACCACCAUCAAACACGUGACCAUUUCUGCAAAGAAACAUGUGAAUAGUCAGACUAAUUAGGAUCAAUAAAACUGUAAAUAGCCUUACCUCAGUACAGGUCAGAUUUUGCCACUAAAUAAGCUAUGGGAGAAAAGUCACCAUUUGAGAGCUUUGGUGGUUUUAGGAUCGCAAAAAACAGAAAGAAAAAACAAAAUUGUAUGGGGUGCUGGCCCUCUCUCUGAAAAUCCUUCUUGCAAACAGAUGCAUUCAGGUGAUACUGUUGGUGUUACACAGGGAUUUCUCCUGUUGCGAAGGGACGGUCAGGCCCUUUAAGACACCUCUGUGAGUGACUGUUACAGAGCCGGGAGCCAACAGAAGCUGUCUGAUUCAAGAUCCAUCAGAAGUUAAGAGAAUGGAGACCUACAUGACAGGGACGAGAUGGACAUUUACAUGUCUGUUUUCUUUUCAUUUUCAUUCUAAUGUAGGAAUCGCUAAAAUGUGGGACUGGCCCAAAGCCAAGUUUUUGGCCUGAAUGGACUUUGUGCCAUUGGGUGUGUUUCUUUCCAAGGGGCAUUUCCUAUCCAUCAGGGGCUCAGUCAGAAUUUGGCCAGGGCUGGAGCAGUGGCCUGUCUGGCCUUUUUCCCCAAAGGCUUGGGGAGCCGGCCUCAGGACAGGUCCCUCGCUCCACCGUGAGCCCCUUUGCGAGCCGCUGCUUGCAUAGUCUCUGUUCCUACAACCCUCCACCUGGGGCAGUGGCCCACCUACCCCAUCCGCUGGGCUUUCUAAUUACAGUCCUGCUGGGAAGUGGGCCUCAGGGUCCCUGUGGCCCGGAGAGCAAACCGGCAUCCUGGGAGAGACAGAAUUCCUUCCAGCCACUUGCUCCCCUAGCCCACCCUGGCCCUGACUCAGGGAUGGGUUCUCUCCUUGGCCUGAUCCUACCCCGCUGUCUACUCCUUAGCUCUGAUGAGCUGCCUGGGGCGGGGUUGCACUUUCUGGACACCUGGCAGUGUCUAUCUCUUCCCCCUCCUUUCUUCCUGGCCCCAACCUGGGCCUUUGCUGCUCCUUUCACGUUUGGCAGCCUCUGUGUUUUCAAGGUGUGGGCUCAGAUCUGGUUUUAUCCAGAAAGUCAGAACCUUCUGCUGUGUGAAGACAGCAUCCUCCAGGCCAAGAGGAGAGCAGGCUGGCGGCUGGCUGCUCUCGAGGAAGCGGCAUCAGAGCACAGAGCCUCCCCUAGAAUCAGAUAAAAACAGCUCCAGCUGAGGAAAGUAACUCCAGCCCACGGCCCGUCACCCUAAACAGCUCCCCCGAGUUUGCUUGACUCCCCGGAGAGAUGACAGGUAUCAGGAGGGGACUGCCCCCACAGGGAGAGGGGGGAUCUUAUUUUCCUGGCGUGGCCGGGGGUGGCUGCUAAGGAGGUAGAGAAGAGAGAGCAAUUUCUGUCUCGUGUUUAGUGACACAUUCAGACACGGGUGGAGUUUUCUUGAGUGACAAGUGUCACCAUGUGUCCCAGUGUGAGAUGGUUUCAUGCCAGGGUUUGUGUGCUUGGAAGGACAUCUCCCCUCCUACCCCCCGGUCCCCGGACCCUCCCCUCACCUGCGGCUGCUUCUCCAAACUUGAGAAGACACCAGCCUCAAGAGGCAGCCCCUUUCCAGGUAACUGACGUGCAGAAGAAACCAAAAGGACCCCAGCCCGUCUUCUGAACAAUGAGUCUAUGAGGAUUGCCAGGCGGGUGGAACGGCUCAAAAUAGCUUCUCUCUGAGUGAGACCAUGGUCUCAGAAUCAUCAUCAUCAUUAGAUAAGGAACAGUGGCUGGUGUCCUGUUAGUCCCCUGAGCUGGCCGCUCAGGCUUUUAGAUGGCCAAAGUUAAUUUCUGAAACACCAGCCGGCUGAAAAGCAUGGUUCUCUGGCCAGCAAGAGCUGGGUUGACACACAGCCCUUUGCUGACAGAUCUGGGCUUACCUCAGUGGUACAGCACAAGGGUGAUGGUCCAGAAACUCCAGGGUACAUUUCAGGUCCAGCCAUUUAUCAGUCAGAAUUCCGUAGGACAGUCCUAGGCCACGGGUGUUCAGGGCAGGGAUCACAGGCACACAGAGAACUUCACAGUGAAUGAGAUACUCCCAGAACCUCAUUAUGACACUUGGAACACAGUGGCCAUUCCCUUGGGCCAGAGCAGGAUCCCAGAGCAAGAAUCAGCCACCUGGCCGCCUGGGAGUGUCUUGCGGACGGUGGACACAGCUGACCUGGAUCUUAAGAUCUGAGCCCAAGCCAGGACUUCGGGCCGGGAAGGCCGGGGUCCCCGUGGGGAGCAAAGGGGCGGAUGGCUCCCGGCUCCGGUCCGGCACCCCUCCCGCCUGCCGUGGCGCUGAGGCUGCAAGCAGGAGCCCUCCCGCGGCCCCUGCCUGACGAGCAGCAGGCCUGGCCUUGGAGCCAGCCUCGGGCUGCACUUGAGGGAAUGUAAGGAGGGGACACGAGGCCCUCUCUCUGCUGCCUCGGACCCACGUGUCAGCCCCCACGACAAGGGCAGCCUCUAGAUGCUGAGCCCUUGCCAGGCACUGUGGGGUGCAUUUCAUCUCCUGUGACCCUUACCGAUAGCCUGCCGGGGAAUCGGAGGAGGGGGUUAUCAGUGUGCAGGGAUGGGAGGGGGUGGGGUGUUUUUCAGAUGUCAGAACUGAGGCGACAAGAGAGGGUCCUCUCGGGGGGCAGUGCCCGGCCCACUCAGAAGUAAUAGGGUGCCACCCUGCUGCCACCAUCCUGGGCGGCCCUCAAACCUGCGCUCCCUUGAUGAAGGAAGGCAAACCUGCCUGGUCCCAACACGCAGGACCCCGCCCAGGGGCUCCAGUCCCUGACCCACCGUGUCUCAGAGGCACAGCAGUGAUUUCAGCCUCGUCUGGGCGCCACCAGGGCUGAGGAGCUGUAGGGGGCACGCAAACGGGAAGGACAGAAAGAAAGAAAGCCACACGGCAACGUUUCCCCCUGGAGGAACGGGGACCCAGAUCUGAGAAAGAAAAACCAAACACCAAGCCCUGAGGCCAGUGAAAGGAGGGACCGAAUCCACGGGACCAGGAGGAUGGCUUCCAAAGGCCUGGGGCUCCUGAGGAGGGAAGCAAGGGGCUGGCUGACAGUGGUCUUUCUGGGCCAUCUUGGCUCUCUAAAAUUAAAACAAACAAAGACCUGACAUGUUUUCUUUAGUGAGCCCCCAUCCCUGCCCAGACAGGUGAGUUUGUGAGGGUCACUUCAGUUCUGCCUGGAUCCACCUCCCUCUGGGCCGCUGGGCCCCAGCCAGGGCGGAUCCUACCCUGGGAGAAGCUGGGCCAUGGGCUCCAGGCCCACCUCAGGAUUUAAUGACACCCGCUGUUUUUAUCCUGUUAGUGGUGUUGACAGAGAAAGCCUCCUCCAUUGUGUCAACGGCCUGGGGAUAUGCAAUUGAGAUGUAAGUCCUCCAGUUGUUGGCUGCAGGGGCUGUUCACUGUUACUGCUACUCCCUCUGGCCAGCUUGCUUAGAGGGCUUUCAACAGGGGCAUCAGAGGUGGAUGAACACUUUUAAAUCACCAGCCGCCGCUUCGGCCACACUGACCCUCCCCAGAGACCAUGACCUUGGCAGUGGGACGAGCAGUCUGAGGCAGUUGCUGACCCUCCGCGGACACACACUCCCCCGUGGAACCUGGCCUUUGCCUCUAUGGGCUCCCUGUGCUGGCCUCUAGUAGGCCCACCAGGGGAGGCUCCCUGUUUUGCUUUUAUGCAUUCAGCAAGCGCUCCGUGGGCACUGAGUGGGCCAAGCAGGUCCUGGGCGUGGCCUCGGAGGAGCAGCUCAAAGAUACCACUUACCUGGUGAGCUAGGAUCCCCACCUCCACAGGUGGAAUAGCAAGGUGAGUGGAGGUCCAAGAGACGAGAUGCUCUCCAGGGCCUGGGGCUGGAGCCUCUCCCCCGCAGAGAGUUCUGUGUGUAUUGGAGGAGACAGGAGUCCAGGCUGUCAGGGGAAGGGAGGCUGAGGUCAGCCUGAGCAGGUGGCGAUGCCCGGGGUCCUGUAUUUUUCAUCACUUUUCUUCCCGUUGGAUUCUUAGAACCUCAGAACGCUCUUGGGCUCAACAGAGGUGUGGAGGCUUACGCUCAGAUUCUCAUGGAUCCACCCCAGAUCCCACGUGGAGACAGGAUGAGCCGCUCUGCUGACGGAUGGGGGAAACCCCAACCAGAGUGACCCCGAAUGUCCCCCGAAGCCCCGGGGGUGAGUUACAGCCUCAGCGCUAUUCGUCUCUCCCAGUGUCUUGUGCCUCAGUUUAAAAUCUAUAGCUUGGGUACAAGGAGGGGCUUGGGCAACCGUCAUCCUUCCCACUUCUCUCAGAGCAAAGGGCAUGGAGGACGAGCCUUGUCAGGCGAGGGCCAGGGCCAGGGCCAGGGAGUAGCCGGCCCCAUGGACUUAGAGGCCAGGACUCUUCCUAGUAAAACAGAAACACUGGCCCCCCAAUUCUGCUCUCCCUUCCUGAUUCUGCCCCAGAGAGGGGAGGUUGACCACAGGGUCCCACUUGUGUGUCCUAAUUUCUGGUACAAGUUGCCUCUCGCUUUUGAUUUAGCUGUGGAAUCUCUGUUCCUAACCCCUCUUCCUCCCUGUCUGGAUUUGCCAAAAUGCCAACCACCCAGGCUGGUCCGGACUCCACGGUCAUCCCCGACCCCGCACCUUCACCCUGGAGUGAGCAGAAGCACAGACACAUGCACACCCCUGCCUGUGCACACACACAGCGCGCACGUGCACACUCACAGCCCCUUUGAUGCUGGGAGAAGUCAGGCCAGGGUCUGUCUGGAGACUCAGGAUUGGUACUUACCGUCUCCAGAGGAGCCCCGUGCCCCAUCCAGGGGCCACCUCCCUUCAGCAGGGCCUCUGGCCGGUGGUACUUUUGCCGUCGUCACCCCCAUCCCAGGCCCAGAUGCCCACACUGUUUCCUCUCCCUCCAGGGCCCCUGGUCUUGGAACUCUUCCUCCCAGGGUCCACGGGCUUAGCACCCACACCUCACCAAACCUGGCUGUGCUCAGCCCCAUGCCCCAGCUUGGCCUUCUGUGGGAGGGGCAAGAAGAGUCUGCCCAGAGAAGAGGGGACAGUGGUCUCCUUCUGGGCUCUUGUAGGACUGCAGACAACCCUGUCCUCUGAGGUCCUUUUCUGUUCCUACAACCCUCCCACCAGCCCCGGUAUAGGAACCAGUGAGGAGAGAAGGGGGACAGAGGUCACGUCCACCCGACUUUCUGGCCCAUGUUCCAAGCAGGGAGAGGGUGACGUGGCUCUAAGUGGCCUGGGCGCCCUGAGGGAGCCCUUGGCCGGCCCCCUUCACAGCCUAAGCUCCAUGCUGUUGUACGUGAUGCCAUUUUUAAAGAAAACAACAUACAUAGAAAGAGGACUGGUUCUGUUGCUUAUCAGCUGAAUUUAUAUAUGGAUGAGUGCUGUGAUUUACAGUUUUUGAU